CGACUGGAUAACCGUGCGUACCGCGAAUCAAAACAAACAUGUCGGUGAACGACUGCAUAAUUUUUCGGAUAUUGUUUAGUUUAACAAAAUUUUACAGAAGGAAUUCAGUAUUUGCAACUUUCAUUAUCAUUACCCUUUCUGCUACUCCUAUUCUUGCUAUUAGUGACACUGUAGCCUUUGUUGAUGUGAAGAGAGAUGAGAAAACACAGUUCCAGAAACGGGUUUCUAAAAAUGGAGAUCUUUUUGACAUUUCCAGUUUGACAGCCAAUGUCAGAGGCUGGUUCGCAUCAGCUGGCAGUGUGAAAGAGGCUGAAGGAAGACUCCAUUUGAUACCAACAGAAUGUGGUACAGAUGAUGAGAAAGGGUUUGCCAGGCUACCCAUGGAUUGGAUUGGUGUCUUCCAUUAUUCACCUCAAUCAACCGAUGCAUCAAUGGAGAACAGAACAGGAGAAUGUCCUGGUGUAAUGGAUAGGGUAAAGAAUGCUAUCAUGUUUGGUGCUUCAGCUAUAAUAAUAUUAAGUUUAAAUCAAAAACUAGUUAAACAGUUUGAUAUAGGACAAGAAUUUGCCAAGCCUGUUGUACUAAUACAAGAUAAAACCAAUAUUACUUCAUUUCUCACCCUACUUAUGAGUAAAUUACGAGUUAAGGCUAAAGUAUUUAUUAAUAACACCAAACAAGGACUAAUUAAAUUUCCCACUAUAACUAUGUGGUCAACUUGUGGUCGCAGUACAGUGGGUGUAGGAGUUAUAUGUCUGGGUACCGAUGGUAAAAAACUACAGAAAGGCAAGACUGAUCCUGGUAUAUUCUGGAACUGUUUUUAUACUCUCUUAUUUCUAAUGAUGAUGAUGCUUGUUGUGAAAAGUAGAAGGUGGAAUGGAGAAUGGGGAGAUCCACAUCUUGAGGCCUCACUUAGGAAAUUGGCUCAUCAAGCAUUAUCUAUGAUGCAAACUCGUAAAUAUAUUGUUGAUAGAUCAAAAAAGGAAGAGGAUAUUUGUGCUAUAUGCCUGGACAUUUUCUUCCAAAAACAGAAAUUACGAGUUCUUCCAUGUCUUCAUCAAUUCCAUACCAGAUGUGUGGAUCCCUGGUUAGUUCAUAAUAGAACUUGUCCCUUAUGUAAGCUCAAUAUUAUAGAAGUCUUUCAAAAUGAAUGUGAUGAUGAAUAAAGUAAAGAAGUUGGUUUGAUAUUGUAGAUUAUUACACCCCCCCCCCCCUACAACAACAUAUCAUAAUAGAAAUGUUUUUUUAAGACCAAACAACCCUCCUGGGGUCUCAUAAAUGGCAGCAGACAACCAACAACAAGAGUGAUGUGUUACCUUUUUGACUAAGAAGUUUCAUCAGAAUUAAGCCGAACCUGUUUAUAAAAUUUUAGGGCAACAUUCAGCAAUAGUUGUUAAAUUGACAGUUAACUUCAACGUCUGUAAAUGCUGAACUGUGACCUAUAAAAGGCUACAUAUCAAUACAAUCACAACAUUCAUACCUUCAGCCAAUUAUAUAACUGUCAAAAAUCAUUUUCAAAUUCGAAUUCGUUCAAUCAAGAACGCUCAUUAUUUUAUAUAACUGAUGAAAAAAGUAACUUUCAAAUUCAAAUUCAAUAAGAUUUUGUGAGUCACAUUCCCAGUUUCGUCCACACCAAAUGUAGUCGUGAAGUGUUCAGGGACCUAUUAUUGACGGAUUAGAAUACAUUUUAAAGAAAGUGUGACGGCAACAUAAACGCCCCCAUAAAACUCCAUGUGGUAUAAAAGCUCUCUGUUGCGAAUGAAGAAUAACUAUGCCUUGAUACGAAAGAUUCAUCUUUUCGGUGAUGUUGCCAGUAUAAAUUGAAACUUAGUGAGAUUAUCACAAAACUAGAAAUUCAAACAGCUUUUGAAACCUAAUCCAGCAGCGGUUACUAAAUGGUUGCUUUAUGUAUAAAUCUAUAAACAUAUUUGUGUAACGUUUAUUAACGGAAAUUAUAACACCAAAGUUUCAACAUGGCGGUCUGUGGGUGUAAAACGACAAAAUGGCCACGUGGUUAUCCUCGUUGAUUUUCUUUGCUGCAGCUGUCGUUACUAUUACCGUUUCUGAUACGGGUAAAUAAAAUGAAAUGAGACUUUUCUACACUAAACGGACUAAUGACGAUAAAGAGCAAAUAAAGCAGCCCCGUGAGACGCUAUGGGCUUAUUUCAAUUUCUAGCUGUUAAGGGAUCUUUAAACUUUUGCCAAUGGUAUAAACUGAACUUUGGUCUUUCACCACGUCUGAAUGACUAGACGUUUUUCUUAGUCAGACCUUCCGCCCUGCAUCACUGACAAGCGGUAACCAGAUCGAAUCGGGACCUUUUUGCUAUGCUCACAGUGACACCCCCCCCCCCCCGGCUACUAUCUUUAAACUGACGACGACGGGUGACGACAACCGUUAUAAAUAGGUCUUUUACUGCCAAUAAAAUUGGAUAAGCGUUGUCACAAAAAAGAAACUUUAACAAAUCGUCUUCCUGUCUAUUUGAAUUUUAUUAUUCUUAUAAAAAUCAAUAAACACAGUUGAAUAUAAUCUAGUAACUGGAGCAAGUAAUAAACUAUAAUACAUGGACAACUGCUACAAAUAUAUUUAUUAAGCUUGAUAAAAUUGAGAGCAUACUCUUGGGAACGUCGCCUAAAUAUAUUAGUAAUUGUUUUCCAAUCAAACAUUUUGAUUAUUUUAUGGGCAACUUAGUGACCAGAGUAUGUCUUAUAAAAUAAUACAGUGGGGAUGUCGAUAUGGACUGGAUCCGUUUUUAAAUUGAUUUUGAAAUAGUUGUCGCCUUCGUUUCUAUUGUUUUUAAAUCGUUAUCUUUAAUAUGGACAUAUGCGCACAAGCACGAUUUUAGAUAGUUAUAACAAUGUUACCCCGGUAACAUGCGGGUAAAUAGUUUUAGCUGUUCAAAAAAGAAAUACCAAAGUUUAGUCUUGUACAGGUUUCAACCACAAUGUGUUCAACUAUAAAUGGAUCUGAAACUAUAAAUAAUAACAGAUGUGUUUACAAUAAAUUCAGCAUUUUUAUAAUGAAUUAAUCAAGGCCGGGUUUAUCUACUAUAGGGCCCUAGGUAAACCCGGACCUUUAAUUAAUUCAUUAAUUCUUGUAUUAUCCUAUAUAAGAACUUGAGUGUGUUUUAGGAUUGUUUAUUAAUUAUGCAUCCCGUUUGCCAGUGGCGGAUAAAGGUGGGGGAGGGGGCUAGGGCCCCCGAACACCCCUCCCCUUAAAUGACAGUAUAAACUAUUCACUUAUAAAUCUGUUUCUAUAUGAAACGUGUAAAUUCGAGAUUGCCGAUACCCCGAUUUUGCUCGGAGGGAAGAUCCCCUACCCCCCUAACAAACUAGCCUGCAUCCGUCACUGCCGCUUGUAAUUUAUUUCUGAUUCUAGAGAAAUAAUUACUGUGUUACCUAGUGAUCAUUUCAGCGACAGAAAGUAGAUGAUAAAACAUCAGCUAAGAUCACACCAAAUUAAAAUCUUGCUUCUUAUUUUUUUGGUUAUGAAGAAUAUUGUAAAACCAAAAAUGAUUGAGUUCUACUUAUAAGCUCAUACUUCAAAAUUAUUAUGUUUUGACAUUGGAAACUAGCAUCGCUUACAAAACCGAAUAGAUGGUACGUUUUUACCGGAAGAAAAAAAAAUGAAUUGGUUUGAAUAGCCUGAUGAUUAAAAUUGUCGCCUGGAAAUGGAUUCUGAUGUAUGACAUGUAUUACUUGUAAUUUUUGUUGAUUUAUAGCGAUUAUAGAUUUAUUAUUGGAUAGUUUAAUCUGUGGAUUGAUUUGUAGAAUAUAUUUUAAAAAAUCGUGGAAGUGGGCCUAUAAUGAAUGGCAACAAUGAAUGGCAUAUAAAUCCCGACCGCGUGACUUACGGAUACUAUUUUCUUUCACACAGACUUCGUUGCACACACCGAACGUAAGACUUGCGCUCACAUAAAUCUAGCAUAAUUCUAGUCUGUCCGAAAUACAUGACUAUUACAAUUCCUGCUUAAUGACUAUUUUGAUGGUUGACGACCAGAGAAAGAGUCAGUUAUUUCAGACUAUAUGAAGUCUAUGAACCUACGUGGAUAUUUCAGACUGCAUGAAGUCUAUGAACGUACGUUCAGGUAAUUAAGCGUCCCAAACGUAUCGGAAAUUUCACUAUACAGAGGUCUAUAUUGAAGUUGAUUUGUGUAUGUUUACUUACAUAUUGUAUAUUUUGUGCAUUGAAGCCCGGGACAGUUAUCGAGUUGAUAUUAUUAAUAUAAAUCUUCUAAAAUAUUAAUUUAUUUAUUUUAUUGUGUAGAAGCUUGUUAAAUUUAUGUAGUUUUAUUUAUGAUAUAAACAAUUGUUUUGUGCAAUAAAUGUGUAACAAAUAUUAAA
Molecule: messenger RNA, 4338 nt
Organism: Patella vulgata (common limpet)
Lineage: Eukaryota; Metazoa; Mollusca; Gastropoda; Patellidae
Product: RING finger protein 215
Exons: 9
Coding region: 39-1163 (374 amino acids)
Biological process (GO): ubiquitin-dependent protein catabolic process
Molecular function (GO): ubiquitin protein ligase activity
Source: RefSeq, a predicted model, not a curated record